Molecule: messenger RNA, 9271 nt
Organism: Pelobates fuscus (common spadefoot toad)
Lineage: Eukaryota; Metazoa; Chordata; Amphibia; Anura; Pelobatidae
Product: IgGFc-binding protein-like
Exons: 20
Coding region: 4-8982 (2992 amino acids)
Molecular function (GO): protein binding
Source: RefSeq, a predicted model, not a curated record
GCCAUGGGUUGGGUAACGUUCCUGCAGCUGUGCGUCUCCUGGUCUCUCCUAUGUGGACUCUGCACCGCAGGACCACAGGGCACGGAAUUCGUUACCGCAUUUAUGCAGAACUAUCAGACUACUUACAGCGUGGCCAACUUUCAGCUGAUAAUUACUGGGUAUUCUGCUUCCACCACGGUCACAAUAAAGAUGAACAGUUUCCAAAAAGUUGUCAAUGUGGAAGAACGUUCCACUAUCACAGUUCAAAUCCCUGCCAAUGCAGAACUACCAGGAACCAGUAAGACCAACAAUGUGGUCUAUAUCCAGGCUAACAAGGACAUCUCAGUGUUGACACUAAAUGAUAAAUAUCAAAGUUCUGAUACUAGCGUUAUUUUUCCUAUAAGUGACCUUGGAACAGAUUACUACAUUGUUACUCCUCUGGGAGGUCCUCCUGAUGGUCUCAAAGAAUUUGCUGUAAUCAGUGCUGGAACUCCUACUACUGUGGACAUUUACCUCAAAGGUUCUGUGACCUAUGAUAGAAAAGUGUAUGCAGCCGGAAGCAAGCUUACGGUUACACUUGAAGCUUAUAGUGUUCUUCAACUUCUUAGCCGUGAUGAUCUUUCUGGAAGCCGGGUGGUAUCUCAGAAACCAGUGGCUGUUCUCAGUGGUCACACAUGUACAUGGCAAAAUACCAAGUGCAACCAUGUAUAUGAACAUCUUCUUCCAGUUCCAAGCUGGGGAACCACUUUCAUUGUACCACCUGUUUACUUUCAAACAAAGUCUGAUAUUGCCGUUGUGAUAGCUUCUAAGGUCACAAAGAUUGAUUAUCAAAUUGCUUCAGAAAAAUUCUCUACUAACUUAGCUGAAGGACAAGUUAUUCGUUUAGAUAUCCCUCCAAAAACACCUCUCUACAUAACUGCAAGUGCAGGAAUUCAGGUUAUUUAUUAUCUAACAGGCUGGCAAGACCGAACUGGAAUCCAGUAUGAUCCUACGCUGAUCAGCAUCCCUUCAGUUGACAAUUAUUGCUCUUCCUACUACAUUUUUGGUCAACAAGAUUUUGAUAACUAUGGAACAGUAGUUGCAAAAACUGCAGAUGUUGCUAAAUUGACAGCCAACAAAGUCUCCCUUACUGAUCUGACAUGGACAAAUAUUCUUGGCACUGAAUACUCGUGGACAACAAAAAAAUUAGCCAGGACAUUUGGUUUUCUUUUUAUGGAGAACCCUUCUUCACCUUUUCUUCUUCUGUCAUAUGGUAUCACCAAACUGAAUACUUAUGGAUCACCAGCGAUAUGCAUUGGUGCUAGCUCAGGUCCAUCCUGCAGCACUGUAAAAUGCCGAGCAAAAGAGAAGUGCAAGAUGGACAAUGGAAAACCAGUAUGCAUUCCAGAAUAUGAAACCUACUGCCAUGCAGUCGGUGACCCCCAUUACCGUACCUUUGAUGGUCGCUUCUAUGACUUCCAGGGCACCUGCAGCUACACCAUCGCCAAGAAUUGUGGUAGUGACAAUAGCCUAAAAUCUUUCAACGUUGUGGCCAAGAAUGAGAACAGAGGAAGCACACGAGUUGCAUAUGUUAGCUAUGUCACUGUUGAAGUGUAUGGCUUUAGUAUAUCCUUAGUGAGAUACGAAAAUGGAUUUGUCAGGGUAAACAACCAACGUCAGCGUCUCCCAAUGAGUCUUAAUGAUGGCCAGGUCCGCCUUUAUCAGUCUGGGGGAUCUGUGGUGAUUGAAACAGAUUUCACACUGAAAGUCUACUAUGAUUGGAACUCCAUCUUAAAAGUGUACCUCUCCAGCAGCUACUUCGGAAGUGUUUGUGGACUGUGCGGUAAUUUCAAUGGAAAUCCUGGUGAUGACUUGACAACACCUGAAGGUACUAUAGCACCUAAUUUAGUGGAUUUUGGUAAGAGCUGGAAAGUGGAAGAUGGAGACAGAUUUUGUUGGCACAAUUGUAAUGGAGAGUGCAAGACCUGCCCUCUGGAGACACAAAAAAAAUAUGAGGGUGAAGGCAACUGUGGACUUAUCAACAAGGCAGAUGGACCCUUCCGUCAGUGUCAUGCAGUCCUUGAUCCCAAAAACUACCUGGACAACUGUGUAUAUGACUUGUGUAUGAAUGGAGGGUCCAAACAGAUUUUAUGCCAGAGCCUAAAAACCUAUGCUGAAGCUUGUCAGAAAAACAACGUUCAAAUUGCAGAAUGGAGAUCACUGUCUGGAUGCCCACUGCAAUGCCCAGCAAACAGUCAGUACAAGCUCUGUGGUGGAGCUUGCCCUAAAACCUGCAAUGACGAUGCUACACCAACUAAAUGCUCUGAUACCUGUGUGGAAACAUGUGAGUGUAAGGAAGGAUACGUGUUGGAUGAAGGUAAAUGUAUUUCAAGUGUCAGCUGUGGCUGCAUUUUUGAGGGUAAACUUUAUGCAGCCAAUGAAAAGUUCUGGGGAGACAAAAAGUGUGAGAAGCAAUGUGUCUGUAACCCUAGCACCAGAAAAGUUGAAUGCAAGGCAACAAAAUGUAAGUCUUCUGAGAAGUGCAAUGUAGUCAAUGGCAUUCAGAACUGCUACCCUUUGACCUAUGGCAGUUGCUCAGCCUCUGGAGAUCCCCAUUAUAUCACGUUUGAUGGAACGAGGUAUGAUUUCCAGGGAACAUGCAUCUAUCAGUUUGUGGGAGUUUGCAAGAAGUCAGAUGAUCUGGUGGACUUCAGUGUCAAUGUCCAGAAUGACAACAGAGGAAGCAAAGUUGUGUCUUACGUCACUGCCGUGCAGGUGAAUAUUUGUGACUUUGACAUUGUCAUCGACAGACGGUACAAGGACAAGAUUCUGCUAAAUGGAGUGUUAACAAACCUCCCAUAUAUAGUUGAUAAUGGCAAACUGUCCAUCUAUAAAGAGGGCUUCCACGGCAUUGUCCAGACAAGCUUUGGGCUGAGAAUCUCAUUCAAUUGGGAAAGUCAUAUUGCUGUAAAGGUUCCUAGCACGUACGCUGGGGCACUCUGUGGUCUUUGUGGCAAUUUUGAUGGUAAUGCAAAUAAUGACUUAACAAUGAAGAAUAAUCAAAUUACGAAUAAGCCUUUACUUUUUGGCAAUAGCUGGAAAGUAAAAAAUGUUCCUGGGUGUUAUGAAGAAGACAAAGGAGACUGCUCCAAACUUGCAGAAUUAGAACUACGUCACACCAACAAUAAAGAAGGGUGUGGUAUACUUAAAGACAGAAGUGGACCUUUCCGUGAAUGCCAAGCUAAGGUAGACCCUCAAGGCUACUUCAAGAGUUGUGUAUAUGAUGCUUGCUUUUAUGAAGGUCGUCAGGAUGUUCUGUGCAAAAUCAUAGCCAGCUAUGCCACAGCCUGUCAACAAGCCGGGGCUGUCAUAUAUCCAUGGAGAUCUGCCAAGUUCUGCAGUCCCGUCUGCCCUAAGAACAGUCACUAUGACACUUGUGCUUCAGGGUGCAGUCCAACCUGUCUCACCCUUGCUCCUCCAUUGGGAUGUAACCCUACAUGCUCGGAAGGCUGCGUCUGUGAUGAUGGCUUUAUACUGAGUGGUGGAGACUGUGUCCCGAUCGCUCAGUGUGGAUGCAAUUAUAACAACAGAUACUAUAAAUCUGGUGAAAUCUUUUACCCCAAUGGAUUGUGCAAUCAGCAGUGUACCUGUACUGCUAGUGGUGUAGUAGAUUGCAAGGCGUUCUCUUGUGGUGCCAAUGAGGAAUGCAAAGUGGUUGAUGGAGUCCAGAAAUGCCAACCUAUAGGAUCAGCCCAAUGUUCUGCAGCUGGUGACCCUCAUUAUGUGUCUUUUGAUGGUCUUUACUUUGAUUUCCAAGGCACCUGCACCUAUACACUGUCCAAGACUGUCACAAGCAAUGCCAAUCUGGUUCCCUUUGCAAUUAAUGUGAAAAAUGAGAAGUGGGGUGAUGGACGAGUGGCAGUUACCAAACUGGUGGCUUUUGAGGUCUAUGGCUACAACCUUGUUCUACUCUAUGAUAACCGUGGCAGAGUGCUGGUCGAUGGAGUGCUCAAUAACCUACCAUUAACCUUGGAAGGUGGCAAGAUCCGAGUUUUCCAACAUGGUCUGAGAGCCAUCAUUGAAACAGAUUUUGGUGUCCAAGUUAGCUAUGAUCUAGUUUAUCAUGUAAUUGUCACUGUUCCAGGAAACUACAAAGGACAAUUGGGAGGUCUGUGUGGAAAUUACAAUGGUGAUCGAAGAGACGAGUUCCAACAACCUGAUAAGGCAUUGGCUCCUGAUGCCACCUCUUUUGGGGCCACCUGGAAAGUUCAGAUCCCUGGUGUUAAUUGUGACCAUGGCUGUGGAGCAGCUGGAAAUCCAUGCCCCGUCUGUGAUAGCAGGAAAAAGGAAAUCUUCCAAACCGAUAACUAUUGUGGCUUCCUAAAAAAACCUGAUGGUCCACUGAGUGCUUGUUAUGGAACUGUUAAUCCUGAUAACUAUUUCAACAGCUGCCUCUUUGACCUGUGUGCUGGCCAGGGAGAUAGCAAAAUUUUAUGCCACAGUAUUCAGAGUUAUGUUGCCGCCUGUCAAGCAGCUGGGGUCACUGUCCAACCAUGGAGAACUGACGCCUUCUGUCCUCUGACAUGCCCAGCAAACAGCAAGUACAAGGUUUGCGCCGAUGUCUGCUCUAUUACAUGUGCCGGCAUCACUGACCCUGCCAAGUGCCCAGAAACCUGUGCCGAGGGCUGUGAGUGCAAUGAUGGAUUCUUUUUCGAUGGGCAAGGUUGUGUGUCUAUGGACAAGUGUGGCUGCUUCGAAAACGGCAAAUACUAUCAGCCCAAUGAAGAGGUGCUAUCCAAUGACUGCAAAGAGAUCUGCUCCUGUAGUCCAGUAGGUGGUCUGGACUGCAAGCAAACUGGCUGUGCAGCUGAUGAAACAUGCCAGAUUAAAGAUGGAAAUGUUAAAUGUAUCAACAAAGAUCCAUGCAAAUCUGUAACAUGUAGAGUCAAGGAAACGUGCAAGAUUCAAGAUGGAAACCCAGUCUGUGUACCCAACUAUAUUGGCACAUGUUGGGGAUGGGGUGACCCCCAUUAUCACACAUUCGACGGUUAUAACUAUGACUUCCAGGGUACCUGUACGUAUGUCUUGUCCAAGUACAUUGGGAAUGAUCCCACUCUUGUGCCAUUUACAAUCGAGGAGAAGAAUGAUAACCGGGGAAGCCAAGCUGUGUCUUUUGUCAGAACGGUUUCUAUUUACACAUAUGGAUAUAAGGUUUCAAUCCUGAAGGGUGAAUCUGGUAAAGUCAGGGUAAAUGAUGUCUUGACUAAUCUUCCUGUGACACUGCUUGAUGGGAAGAUCACCAUUAGCAUGAGUGGAUUCAAUGCUGUACUACGCACAGAUUUCGGUCUGCAAGUAACCUAUGAAUAUAAUUGGCAUGUUGUGGUCACCCUGCCCAGCAGCUAUUACGGGGCCACCGGUGGUCUGUGCGGUAACUUCAAUCAGAAUAUCGGAGAUGAGUUAGUUGGCAUCGAUAAUAAGCCAGUGACUUCAGUCAUAGACUGGGCCAAGAGCUGGAAAGUCAAUGACAGGGAUCCAUUCUGCUGGGAUGUCUGUCGUGGAGUCUGCCCGACUUGUGAUGACAGCAAAAAGAACCUGUAUGGAAACAAUGAUUUCUGUGGUCUCAUCAGUAAACCUGUAGAUGGUCCCUUCCGGGAAUGUCACGCCAAAGUUAAUCCAGAUAGCUUCUUCGACAACUGUCUCUAUGACGUCUGCAUUCAGGGUGGAGCCAAACAAUUCCUGUGUCAAGCUCUUAAUGCCUACGCCAACACAUGCAGGAAGCAAGGGGUUAAAAUCUAUGACUGGAGGACACCUUCUGGUUGUGCCCAGCCCUGUCCAGCAAACAGCCACUAUGAAUUCUGUGGAAAUGCCUGUCCAGCAAGUUGUACUGAUAGAACGGCCCCAGCUCGAUGCACUGAUGAUUGCGUGGAGACUUGCCAAUGUAACGAUGGCUUUAUCCUCAGUGCUGAUAAAUGUGUUCCGGUUGCAAGUUGUGGUUGUAACUACAAUGGUGCCUAUUACCAGCCUAACCAGGAAUUCUGGUCUGAUGACAACUGCCGUGUACUUUGCAAAUGUGACCCAACUCUGGGAAUGGUGACUUGUAAAGAAACAAGUUGUAAAGCAAGUGAGAGGUGCAUGGUGGUGAAUGGAGUCCGUGGAUGCCAGCCCAUUAGCUACUCAACAUGUUCUGCUUCUGGUGAUCCUCACUACACAACAUUCGAUGGCAAGAGAUUUGACUUUAUGGGUACCUGUGUAUACCAACUAGUAGGAGUUACGUCUAGCGAUGCAUCUCUUACCCGUUUUACAGUCAACGUUCAGAAUAACAACCGUGGAAACAAAGCGGUGUCUUACACUAAAGUUGUAUCUGUUGAUGUCUAUGGUAUGACAUUAACCCUUAGCCUGGACUACCCACGUCGUAUUUUGAUUGAUGGCAUUGUAACUGCCUUACCAUUCUAUUAUCAAAACAACAAAAUUGCUGCUUACAUCAGUGGCAGCCAAGGCAUCAUAAAAACUGAUUUUGAUGUGACCGUCACCUUUGACUGGAGCAGCUACGUCACGGUUACUGUACCAAGCACCUAUUCCAAUGCAGUUGGUGGUUUGUGUGGCAACAAUAACAAGAAUCCCAGUGACGAUUUCACCAUGAAGACUGGAGGAGCGGCAGGCACUGCUGUACAGUUUGGUAAUAGCUGGAAAGUGGCUGAAGUUCAAGGGUGCAGCCCAGAAUGUACUGGGACCUGUCCGCUGUGCACAGAAGCUCAGAAACAAGCAUACAAGGCUGAAAAAUACUGCGGGAUCCUCACCAAGACCAAUGGGCCUUUUAAGGAAUGUCGCUCAGUCGUUGAUCCAACACCUUAUUUCAACGACUGUGUGUUCGAUGCAUGCCAAUACCAAGGUCACUCGUCCUCAUUCUGUACCGCUAUAGGCUUCUACGUAUCUGCUUGCCAAGAUGCUGGCGUCCAGAUCCAAGAAUGGAGAUCAGAUGCCUUCUGUCCACCAUCCUGCCCAAUUAACACUCACUAUGAAUUGUGUGGAGAUAGCUGUCCCGUUACCUGUCAUGGUCUAGCUGCCCCUACCGGCUGUCGGUCAUCUUGCAAAGAAGGCUGUUACUGCAAUAAUGGCUUCAUGAUGAGCGGUCACAAGUGUGUUCCCCUUGCCCAGUGUGGUUGUGUCUACCAGGGCAAAUAUUACCAGAAGAAUGAAGUCUUCUUUGCUGAAGGCCAGUGCAAUCAGAGAUGUCAGUGUGGGGAGAAUGGGAUUGUCAAAUGCCAGGCUGAAACAUGUAAACCUGAAGAGGAAUGCACAGUUGUCAAUGGAGUGCGUGGCUGCCAUGCAAAGGAUUGUGGGCGCUGUGUUGCUAAUGGAGACCCUCACUACAUUUCUUUUGAUGGCCUCACUUUUGACUUUCAAGGCACAUGCACCUACAUCCUCUCAAAGGUGGUGGCAGAUGAUCCCCGACUGGAGAAAUUCUCUGUGGUGGUGGAGAAUGAAAGCUAUGGCAAUGGCCAAGUUGCGGUGACAAGACUGGUUGUAGUGUAUGUGUAUGGCUACUCGGUGGCAAUCGAAAGAGGAAUGAAAUGGAAAGUAAAAGUUGAUGGAGAGAUACAGACAUUGCCAUUAAUUAUUGGUGAUGGAGACAUCUCAGUGAAUCAGGAAGGAAGCAAUAUUGUCUUACAGACUGACUUUGGAAUAAAAGUUCUUUAUGACACAGUUUACCAUGUCAUCUUAAGUAUUCCUGGAACAUACCGUGGCAAACUGGGAGGCCUUUGUGGCAACUUCAAUGAUGACAAAACAGAUGACUACCAGCUCCCCAGUUCCCAGGUUGUGAGAAAUGUCAAUGAAUUUGGAGCAGCCUGGAAAGUGAGCAUUGCUGGUGCCAAGUGCAGUGAUGGUUGCACAGAUCAGUGUGCUGUGUGCGAUGCAACCAAACUCCAACCAUACAAGGCAACAACCUCUUGUGGCAUGAUCACUGACCCAGCUGGGCCUUUCAAAGCGUGUCACUCCAAGAUCAGCCCCGUGGAAUACUUUAACCACUGUGCUUAUGAUGCCUGUGCAGUCAACGGAAAUGACGGUGUCGUUUGCAAGAGCAUACAAUCCUACGCAGCGGCAUGUCACACUGUUGGCGUUGCCAUUGGCACUUGGAGAUCACCUACCUUCUGUCCUUUCUCCUGCCAGGCCAAUAGUCAUUAUGAGCUUUGCACACGUACAUGUGAAGGUACCUGCUCUGGCAUCUCAUCGCAGACAACCUGCACGACUCGUUGCUUUGAGGGCUGUGAGUGCAACGCCGGCUACACCUUCGAUGGAGAGAACUGCGUCACUAUGGACAAAUGUGGAUGCACCUUUAAUGGAAGAUACCUCAGUGACGGAGAAUCCUUUGUAACUGUGGAUUGCAGCCAAAGAUGUAAAUGCAGCGCUGGAGGUGUGGUCUGUCAGGCUAUAUCAUGCAACGCGAAUGAACGCUGUGGUCUAAGAAAUGGAAUUCGAGGUUGUUUCUUGGUGGAAGGAGAAUGUACUCUAAACCCACAGAAGUUUGUCACGUUUGAUGGUCUUUCAGGAGGACCUGUAGGAACUGGUCCAUUUGAAGUGGUCUCUCUAUGCAAAGCAGCUGAAGAUCAGCAGAUCAGGGUCAUUGCUGAUAUUCAGAACUGUGGAAGAGCAGGGACAUCCGUAUCUAGGCUUCACAUCUUCCAUCGCGGUGGCUUAGUUACAAUCUCCAAAGACAAGGAGAUUUGGGUCAAUGGACGCUCUGUAAGCUUGCCGGUUCAGCUUACUGGAAUCCUUAGUGCGACCAGAAAGGACAACUCUGUUUUCAUUGCGAUUGGCUCAACCGUGAAGAUUGAUUUCAGCGACACUGGAAACCUGAGCGUGCGCGUGUCUGAGGAACUGUCUGAGCGUGUAUGUGGAGCGUGCGGAAACUUCAAUGGAAACAAAGCUGACGACCUUCUUACUCCUGCAGGGAAGUCGGCUGCCAACAUAGUGCAGCUCAUAACAUCAUGGACUGCUCAGGAUUUCUACAGCUGUAAUGCGUAAAAGAAACGACAAAGAACGCACACGAUAAAAGUAAAUUUAAAGACAUAACUACAAGUUACAAUUUAAAGCAACAAUCACUGAAACUGAAGAUACUGGCUGAUCGAAUGGCAAUAACCUCUCCAAUGUCCAAAAGGAAAAGCCCAUAUGUUUAUCACAUCACUCUUUCUGUGUUCACUUAUGGGUUAUUGUAAUGUAUUCUGUAUUGCCAGAGUGCCUGGCUAAAAUAUAAUGGCCAUCAUCUGGUUUAAUCAUCUCAUAACCCACAGAUCUGAUCACUGCCAUGUUAAGG